GAGAGACAGUCCGACCCAGGGAGAGGGAGAGAGAGUGAGACUCUGACCCAGGAAAAGAGGUGGAAGGGGGAGGUUUACCCAGCCUAGAGGAGCAGAAAAGGGGCCGUACAAACUAAAUGUGUGCCUCACACAGACACAGACCACCGUAGUACAGGUGGAAGAUGUGAACACUCUAUGGACUCAGAGAAUAGUCUCUCAUACCAGCCUUUCGCUCAUGAAUCCUUCAUCAGAAACGUCCUCCACAUAUCUCCUUAACAGAGAAUGAGAGCUAGUCGCUUGGAGACUGAUAUAUUACCAGCAGUAAGAGUUGACAUAUCACCCAGACUGGAUAAACAACUUCCCUUCUCAUAGACAUCGUAAUCUCAACUGAAACAAGCAAAAUAAACCAGCUGACAGCUUGAAUGGGAGCGGGAUCUGAAGGAGAACUGGGAUUUAGAGCUUAUGACUAUGCAUAGAUAUAAUGUAUGGAUAGAAUGUGUGGACUUAACUAGCUAAGAGUAAGACUAGCUUGACUCCUGCAUGAUCAAAAAUCUGGCUCCAAGUAAGAUAUUCAUCUUUCUGUUUACAGAAGCUUUUGUUGGUAUAGUGUAUCUAUAUACGUAAAGUAUGGUACACGCUAAUGUAUAUUAAAUGUCACACAGGAAGCCAGUUAAGAUAUGAUUGUCUCAGCGAGCAGCGAGUCUCCAAACUGCUCUUCAGAGUGACCUUUCUGGAGUGAAAUGUUGUUUCUGACACAGUCCGAACAGAACAGCAGGAAGCUUUGAAACACGACUACCCCGGUCACCUCCUCCUGGCUCCUACAACACCGUUUAGUUAUGUUUUUUUAAGAUAAAGAGACGCUUGAUUUCUCCACAAUAAAUUAUCUGCCUGGGAGAGAUUGUGAUGCAGCCGACAAGAAUGUUUUGGUGGCUGGCAUGAGGGAGAAUACAAAGGAUUGAAAGAGGGAAAAAGAAAAGCCUGGGUUUUAGCGAAAUAGAGAGCAAGAAAGAACUAGAGAGAAAUAGAAAAUGAAAUGUGAUGGUUUCUCAGCCUCUCUCCUUCAGAGAUUUGCAGCAGAGAUCAUUGUUGUUGUGAAAGCGUCUUGGCGGUGUUCCAUGGGAACUGAUCCAGAGUACUGUAUGUCUGUGGAUCUGUAGAGCACCCGGGCCUGGAUCACUCUCCUGGGAGGUCCCUGCAUGUCUUACUGGUAGGUCCUGAGUAAACCGCUGCAGUGUCAGAGUCAGGCCCAGAGGAGGACGAGUGUACAUCUCCAUCAGCCCCCACCAUGCUUGACUAAAGGACUAAACUACUCCCUCCCCAGCAGUCACAGAUCAUUCGCUUUAAGACAUAACCUCAGGAAGGACAACUGCAGAAAGUCAAGGAGAGAUUGUUUUCCGGCAGCAGGAGAAGCCAACGCAAACCGCAAAGCUUCUCUUCGUCUCCAUUUAUGAUAAAACAUUUUGCUCUGCUUUCAUCUGAGAGAGGUCUCUCUGAGUUGUCCCUGAAAGCUGCCCAAACUGCGAGACUGAAACGGACAGAAAGGAGCAGAGACUGCAACUGAGACAAAACCAGAGGCGAUCCAGAGCUCCCCGGCAGAGUGAGCGACACAUCUCCCCCCUGAUCGAGGCACUGCACUGGGUAUAGAGAUGGAGAGGGGUCAUAUGUCCAUGAGGAGGGGUGUCAGCUUGAGCCCAGCAGGGGUGAGGAAGCCAAUUCAGGGCGGAGACACGGAAACCCUUAACAGACAGAAUGAUUCCUCUUGGGAGAGGAGGGACUACAGAGGGGUCAAAGGACAGGUAACCUCAGCCUCAACCAAUCAACUGGGUCGGAAAACCAACCUGACUCGUAGUGCCAGCCUAUCAGAGAAGGAGUUGAAGGAGGCGAGGGUGAGGUCACACAUCAUUGCGACUCAGCUGACCGUCCCAUCGUCCGGUUCCAACUCACGCGGCGUCCAGCUCUUCAACCGCCGCAAACAGCGGGUCAACGCCUUCACGCUCGAGAGCUGUGGGGAGCAACCAAAGGAGGAGGAGGCCAGCCCUGUGGAGAACGACAGAGAGAAGACAGAGGACGGAGACGCCAGGAACAACAACCUGAUAUGGAGAGAAGAGAGGGGAGGGGCCAGUGAGACGGACAGAGAGCUGAACUCUAAAAACAACUGCAGGACUAAACCACCAACCUGGUUGUUUACUUCUGGAGGCCGAACAGAAAGUGAGGUCACAGUUGGGGACAUCAUGGAGGAUCCCAGUAACGAGCACAUCUACGAGGAAGUGGAUGUGAUAGAGGAGAGACAUUUCCAGCCCGUGAAUGUGAGAGAAGAGGAGGAGAGGGAGAGGGAGAGGGAAAGAGAGGUGGUAUAUGAUGAUGUAGAAGGCGAAGUGAAGGAUGAGAUUAUCCCAGUAAUAGACAACAACACCUGUGCGGUCAGAAAGGAAGCGGGGGCAAAUGCGGGGUCAUACAAUGAGCCCGCAGCUCCCCCUGUGACCCGCAAUGGCUUCCACAGCACCCAGACUGCGUGUCAAGAGAUCCAAAAUGGCGAGCGAGUUUCUGUGUCCCUGUCCGGACAGACCCCCGCCAUUCUCAACCGAACAGCCAGACCCUUCUUUUCUCCACCCAAUGUCCAGACCACAGCCCCAGGGAGUAACAGCAUUCCCCCAGCCCCCUCCUACCCCACUCCCACAUUUCCUCCUGCUUCUUCCUACUCUACCCCCUCUUGCCAAGCUUUCAACACUGCCUCUCGUCCUGUCACCUUCUCCUCUCCUCCCCCUCCUCCCUCAUACCCCAUGCCUCCUCUCCCAGGCUUCCCUGGCAAUCCUCCUUCCCAGGCUCUCUCCUGUCCCAACCCCAUGUCUCCUGUCACGUCUCCUCAGGCCUACCUCGUACCCCAGUACAGUCCUGCCCCUCCAGUUACCCUGGGGUCCCAGUACCUACACCCCAACCCAACAGUCUCCCAACACGUCCCCCCUCCAACCUACCCCAGACCCAACACCUUCAUUCCCUACACCCCUCAGUCAAUUGGCCAACAGCAGCAGCCAAUCAAGACUGGCAUCCUGGAGGAAGGGGCAGCAGCCAUCAGGCGGUCGUCGACAGCAAGAAAGUCCAUGUUCACCUUCAAAGAGAAACCCGUCAUAGCACCUAACCCUGAGCUGCUUUCCCUUGUCCAGGGGAAUGACGAGAGAAAGAAACACGGCCCCCACUCCGUCGCUGAUCAGGCCCCAGAGGAAGAACUCUUGGCUCUCGGGGCAGAGGCCUCAAACUUCCUAGCCAAGGAGGAGGUUAGGGCAGAGGCCGCCAAAGUGCCGGAGUGGUCCUCCUGCCUCAAGAGCUCCAGGACCAGGGAACCUAGAGGCCAGCACCAGCCAGAGCAGACACUGACAAACGCAUCCGGCAAGGGGGCCGAGCUGUUCGCCAAGCGCCAGUCUCGCAUGGAAAAGUACGUAGUGGAGAAUUCCUCUGGCGCUGGCCAGAUGAGGCCCCUGUCUCCCACAGCGUCUCUGCCUCCAUCAUGGGUCUACCCAUCCAACAUGCCCGGCCGGGUCAAAGCCAUCGCUAACAACGCUGAUCUCAGCGCCCAGCUGGCCCGGCCCUUACAAACUGCUCAACCACUUAAAAGACGCCCCAGCCAGCAGGCUCCAACCCCAGAUCCAGUCCCAGAGGAGCCGCCUCUGGAGAACGGCUGCACCAAGAUAGAGAUGGAUCUCUCCAGGCACCGGCCUUACCAGCUCAACCCCUCCCUGUUCAUCUUCAGCCCUGUGAAGGACCCUACCAGCACUCUGCCACGGGGGGCCCCACCACCACCUAAACCCCUGGUCUCCAGUGACAUGUACUCCAGACAGGCCACCUCAAACCCUUCCUCGCACAACUCCAACAGCCUGCCCCGCUUCAGGACGAGCCAGUCGCCCUCAUCUCAACCCGCACCGCGAGGGGUCGGCGGUGGGGAUUAUUACCCUCCACGCCAAGGGGGCACUGCCGGGCCAAGUGACCCCCGGAUCACCUCGCCCGUCUCCGCCUUCUCUCCGGAGAAAGUGGUCUCUCCAAAGCCAGGCGUCCAGGCACCUCGGCCCACCUUCUCUGCCAAGAGGGCUGGGAUUAAACCGCAGAUGGAGUCCCCUCCAACCAUCGCCUCUUCUCCAGCCAGGACACCCCAGUUCAGCCGUCAUUUCAACAGCCCAGAAGGAAACCCCUCCAGUGUCGUCUGGUCCCCCACCCCUCAGUCAAUAGUAUCCUCUUCCAGGUCCCCUCGCCCAGCCGCCGCCGCGACCAACACCGCAGCCACCUCCUCUGUCGCCCCGGCUUGGGAGACACGGUGCCAGUCCCCAGGUGUCGUCAACCAGACCACCAAGCCCUUCUCCACAGCUUCUUUACCCAGAACAAGGUCAUCCUCUACUGUCACCUCACCUAUAUCUCCCUAUGGCUCCCGGUGCCAGUCCCCCAGUCCCAACCAGACCACCAAGCCCUUCUCUGCCACCGCCAUGUCUUCCACCGCCAGACCCUCGCACCCAGGCUCCGUCAAUUCACCCCUCUCCCCUUCUCCCCUGUCCCCUCCCUGGGGUUCCAGAUGCCAGUCCCCCAUUGUCAGCCCCGGCACAGGCGAUUCUAAGGCCAACCACCGCCUAUUGGCCAAGAACAUCAUCAAUGCGGCCAAACGUAAAAACAGCCCGUCCCCUGGCGCCCUGAGUGGGCACAACACUCCCAUCUCCCCGGUCGGCGGCAGCUCGGCUGCACAGCAACAGCGGAGCUCUAAGCCCCCUUUCAGCCCCUUCCAGUCCAGGGCCCUGGGAUGCCGGUCUCCCCCCUUCGCCAGCCCCCCUGCCACUCCGACGGGGAUGAUCCGUUCUCCGGUGAGGCUCUACAACACCAGGUCCCUCACGGACUCAGACGCAUCGGUGGAGUCUGAGGACUCUGGCCUGAGGUCGCCUGGCCUCCAUCGUUCCCAUAACACCUGCCCCCGGGGCUGGGGCGGCAGUUUGCGGGUGAAGAGGGGCAGUGUCGGCGCCGACCUGUAGGGGCCACAUGGCCAGUUAUUUAACGCACCGCGAGAGCUCAAGGUGCAGGGGACACCUCAGAGACAAUCCACAGAGGCCUUUGGAAGAGACUGGAUUUGGGUGUGUUUGUUGCUUUUCAGCAUCCACACAGGAAGAAAUAGUGAUGUUGACCACAAAGAACAGACACAGCUGCCCUUACUGAGCAGCCAGGAUACUAGUAGGGGCAACUUGAUUGCUGAUUGAUGAUUCUAGUCAGCUAAUAUCCACUGAUUUAGCUGCUGACUGUAGAAGAAGAAUCCACUGAUUUGGCUAUUUGGCUAUAGAAAGGAAAUCUAUUGAUCUUGCUGUCUGGUUAUUAAAUGAUAAUCCUUUGAUUUGGCCUUCUGGCUUCAGAACGAUCAGGGAACAAAAACAUCUGAGAUAACUCAGAAGUAGGAUUACUAAGAGUGUAAAAUACUUCAUAAAUAUAAAACACCUCAAAAACACAUUGACGGGAUUCUUAAAUCCAAAGCGGCUAUAAAUCCAAGCAGUCUGUACAUUUCUAUAUGGACCAUGUAAUGGACAACAAAAUUCGUAGUUGCAGACAGGUGUUGCUGAAAUGUAAACCUAGCUUACUUGCAUUUGACUACCACCAGCGUUCCAUGAAUAAUCGCAUUAAUACAGUAUUUUGCCUAUGUUUACUCUAAUUUGUACCAAAGAGUCUAUGGGGCAAGAGAAAAAUACCAAAGGUGAUAUCUGGCCUGGUACAGUGUGUUCAAAAACAUACACUUUUCCUCCCAGAUAAUAUUGCACUUGUAGACAGCCUGAUGAGGUGAUGCAGUAUAUAGGCUUUUGCAGUUCUUUUAUAUAUAUGGUACCAGUCAGACGUUUGGAGACUCCUGCUCACUGAAAGGUAUUUCUUUCCAAAAAAAAAAAAAACAACAUCUAUAUUUUAGGGUGUGCCAAGCUGUCAGUGAGGCACAUUAUCUACAAUAUGAAACGUAUUUUGAUCUGUUUAACUUGUUUUUGGUUGCUACUUGGUUCCAUAUGUGUUAUUUCACAGACUUGAUGUCUUCACUAUUAUUCUACAAUGUGGAAAAUUGUAAAACUAAAGAAAUACCGUUGAAUGAGUAGUUACGUUCAAACUUGUGAUUGUUAGUGUAUGUUUUUGUUAAGUUGCUGCCUAUGCAUUGGAGUGAAAAAUAAUUUAGGAGGCAUCCCAAAUUACACUCAUUCCCUAUACAGGCUCUGGUCAAAUGUAGUGCGCUAUAAAGGGAAUCGAAUGCCAUUUCGGGACUCCUUAGUUGAACCCAAACAGACUGACAUGAUGUUUGCAGGUCUGACACAGGUCAAGCUGGGGAUGAUAGGGGGAGGCUGCAUUAGACAUGAAGCCCUCUUACCUACAUAGUGACCUCCUUUUGACCAGAGCCCUCUGUUGCCUGGGCGAGAGUAGUGCGCUAAAGAGUGAACAGGGCGCAGUUGACUGGGUGGCGAUGGAUCAGUUCCAUUACAGUGGUGGAAGUAGCUUUAAGUAGUGUGAAAAUAUAACAUUGUAUCUUACUGGUCUAUACUUCCAUCAAGAACACAUUUUGAAAGUUGACAUGGUAGAUUGUAAAAACAAAGACUUUGCUCCGCAGUGGAUGAGCUCUGCGUGGGUAGGUGGACUGGUUCCCACUCAGGCUGUGUGUGACCCUACGCUACUCGGAGCGCCAAGUCAAGCUGGUCCUUUCAUUCUAAGUGAUAUGCUACCAGGACAUGGGGGGGGAAAAGCCACAGUGUAACGCCUUCAUUCCAUAAUCUCACUAUGCAAAUGACCUAUAGGAAGUUUGAUGUUAAUGGUAUUGGCAGCAAUACUGAGGACCAGAAUAUACAUUACAAUGUAUGCAAUGCAGCACAUCCUUGAAAAUAACAAUUAAGGGGAAAAAAAUGCUUGUUAUGCUGUCUUUACUUAUCGCAGUGCAAUAAUGCCUAUAUAGGUGCUGUAUCCCAGUUUGAUUAUCCUGCUGCAGGAGUUGAAAUGGCAACAUACAGAUACUAAACCUGUAUCAUCUCUAUGUAUAUAACAUGACGGUUUGUUGUUGAACAGCUUUGUUUUAAAUGAAUGUACUGAUUGGCAAGUAGAGGAAGGAGACAGCAAUGGACAGUGUUGACUUCAUAGAAAGUGUGUGUAGGUUUACAGAAUACGUUAACCAGUGGGACACAGUGUUACCGUUUCUAACAAUGUUGCGCCUACUUGCUAAAAAAUGACAAGAAAUACACCAUUCGUGUUGUGGCCACUAUAGUUUAAACAACUUUUUUUUACCAUAACAAUGAUGAUCAGAUGUAGCCAAUAGGGAAGAGCAGUGAAACGGCAAUUCCUCAAGAUGGUUGAGUGAACGUUGCAGUCAGACGUUAGGUUGGGAUCGAUGUUGGGACCGGAGGGCAGGAGUUAGUUUGUUUAAUGACUGUCAGUAGAAAGAAAGACCUGUAUUCAACAGAAGAUACUCUAAAUUUACAUUUGCUUAAGAUCUUCUAUUUUAUUUAAUUUUUUCAAGUUUUGAAAAACUUUGCACUUCUAUUAAUUCCAUUCCUAUUGCACACAGUAUUGCCUUACUGAUCGGCUGAAACAGGUGCCGUUCAUGCAACAAAACCACACUUCUGUCCAUAUUCUACCGAGCAACAGACACUAAUCACAACACACUAUAUCGUCUCCUUAUGUUACAGGGUAAAAGCAAUUAUCAGUAAACAUAACCGUUGCACUUCAAACCCUCUGCAGGUAUUGUAUUUCAAGACACCCAGGCCGCCUCGUUGCCAUUCCAUCCUUCUCUCGGCCCGUGGCAGAUUUCAUGGAGGAUCGCACACGAACGCGAUCAGAGUUCAUGCAGGGUUCUAGCCUAUCUAUCUCGGGUUCCUUGAUACAUACUAUGUUCAACCAAAACACAUCCUGUUGAAACUGGGAUAUGUAGUGCAAUGACCAAGCUGCCUCAGAGCCGUGACAGAGUUGCGUCGUAAUUUUUUGUUGCUAAAUGUUUUGGCACGUUUUGCCCUAUUGAAUGCGUUCCCAGGGUUUACAGCGGUAGCAGUGGUUUGGACCCUGAUUGGUCUGUUGCGCUCCUUUGACAGACAGGGACAGCAGGUGUUCUGGUGACUUGGCAUCUUAGGUUAGCAAGAAAUGACCUUCUGACUGUCAAGUCAAUGUCUUCCUUAUUUACCAGGAAACAGAUUUAGCUAGAUUGGUUUCUACAAAUGACAGUUUGUCAGAACAUUCACAACAUUAAAAGGCUAAAUGUAAACAAAGUUUUAAAGAUAAUAAAUAUAACUAACAAACAAUGAUUUGGUGUGAUGUGCAACAACUGGGUUUAGCAUCAUCAACAAUAUCUCAUCAUAUACCGUGCCUUCAUUCUGUAAUAUUUAAAUAACUGAAAAAUAAAAUUUAUGACACUAA
Esox lucius (northern pike) is the source of this 8364-nucleotide messenger RNA. Its product is annotated as synaptopodin. NCBI's taxonomy places the organism in Eukaryota, Metazoa, Chordata, Actinopteri, Esociformes, Esocidae. The record is from RefSeq and is a predicted model, not a curated record. The coding region runs from base 1626 to 4982 and encodes 1118 amino acids. The transcript has 4 exons. Gene Ontology annotation, biological process: positive regulation of actin filament bundle assembly. Gene Ontology annotation, cellular component: actin cytoskeleton; Z disc; nucleus. Gene Ontology annotation, molecular function: actin binding.